Engraulis encrasicolus (European anchovy) is the source of this 2910-nucleotide messenger RNA. RefSeq names its product perilipin 2 (gene plin2). The transcript is spliced from 10 exons. Gene Ontology annotation, cellular component: lipid droplet; cytosol. Gene Ontology annotation, biological process: lipid storage; positive regulation of triglyceride storage. NCBI's taxonomy places the organism in Eukaryota, Metazoa, Chordata, Actinopteri, Clupeiformes, Engraulidae. The coding region runs from base 111 to 1694 and encodes 527 amino acids. The record is from RefSeq and is a predicted model, not a curated record.
AAAACUUUGGAGUAGUUCUACGCAUUUGGGCACCCAUCCCCGAAAUAAGAAAGUCCGUCAGUUGAUAUUUCAUUUGUUAUAUUCAGGCAAUCAUUGAUCUGUUUGCAUCGAUGGCGUCAAUGGAGACUAUCAGCGAUCAGAAUGUGAUGUCACGGGUGGCCAGUCUCCCCUUGGUGAGCUCCACGUACAGUAUCGUGUCCACCGUGUAUGGUGAGACCAAGGAGCAACAUCCCUACCUAAAGGCGGUGUGCGAAGCGGCGGAGGUUGGAGUGAAGACCGUCUCAAUCCUGGGCAUGACGUGCGCACAGCCCAUCAUCGGCAAACUAGAGCCGCAACUUAUGUUUGCCAAUGGCCUUGCCUGUAAGGGACUGGACCAGAUUGAGAGAAAGCUCCCUAUUCUGCAUCAGCCAUCAGAGAAGAUCAUGGCCUCAGCCAAGGACGCUGUCUCUGGCGCCAAGGAUACAGUUGCUAUGACUGUAUCCGGGGCCAAGGGUACAGUUGCUAUGACAGUCUACGGCGCCAAGGAUACGGUUGUCAUGACGGUCUUUGGUGCCAAGGAUACGGUUACCAUGACGGUCUCUGGUGCCAAGGACACAGUGAGCAGUGCGGUGAGCGGAGUGGUGGGCCGCACCUGUGGAGCGGUACAGGGGGGCGUGGCCUCGGUCAUCAGCACCUCAGAGAGUCUUAUCGAGCACUACCUGCCUCAAGCAAAGGGCUCGCAGCCCGCAGAGGGUUGUGAGGGUGACGGGGAGGGCAGCAGCUACUAUGUGCGUCUGGGCAGCCUCUCUGCCAAGCUGCGCCACCGCUCCUACGAGAGGGCGGUCACUAAGGUGCGUGACGCACGCCAACACACUCGGGACUCCAUUGUUCAGCUGCACCUCACCAUGGACGCGAUUGAGCAUGCCAAGAGGAACAUUGGCAGCGCCAACCAGAAAAUGCAGGAGAAACUACGCACUCUAGUGGACUGGAGGAGUACUACAGACACUGCAGACGCUGACGAGACCUCUGAUGCAGAGCAUAUAGAGUCUCGUACCCUGGCUUUGGCCCGUGGUCUGUCCCACCAGCUGCAGACGACCUGCUACAGCUUGGUCUGCAGUGCCCAGGGCCUACCGCAAAACAUCCAGGACCAGCUACUCACAGUCACACAGUCCGCAGUGCAGGUGUACCUUAACUUCAGCCAUGCCGUGUCCCUGGGCGACCUCUCUGACAGUGUGCUGACGACCAGCCGCAAUCAGCUGCACCGCGUGAAGGACACACUAGAGGGCGCCAUGGACUACCUGGUGAACAACACGCCACUCAACUGGCUAGUGGGGCCCUUCUACCCACACAUAGAGCCCGAGGCGCCCCCUGCAGGCUCCAGGAAGAAGUCUCUGAGCUUCAGCGACGGCGCCCUCCUGAUUGCCGAUGCCCGUCGCCGCAGCCGCACGAGCAGUGCCGGCCGCCUCAGCAUCUGCGUGGGCUCUCCUCAGUACCACAGCCACGCCGACGGCACCCGCUGCUGGGAGGAGUCGUGCCCGGACAAAGCGGCGGCCGUGAUGGCAUCGUACCCGGAGGCGCAGCCUGCCAGUGCCCCAGGUGACAGCGAGACUGAUGCCGACACAGUCGCAGAUUCUCUCCGGCCACGACGGUCUUCCUCCGUCUCCUCGCCGACAAGCGGCGGGAAGGCAAGGAAGUCUGUGGACUUCACCCUGUAAUUGUGCCAUGGCAAAAUGCAGUAACUUCCAAGGGCCACUUCAAAUUUUAUUAAGUCCUUUAAGGGCCGUACUAUGAACACAAACCAGGAUUUCCCCCUUUACUUUAGGCCAAUAUUGAAGGGGGGCACCUUAACAACAGACCCCACCUUCACUAGGUCCCUUGAUAAUUUAAUUGUAUAGCAAAAUGUAAUUUCUAACAUUUCUCUACAAAACACGUCAUAUUUCUUGUGAAACUGCACAACAUUAAAAUUAUGUUGGGCACUGGAUAAGACGGUCCCCACCCCUCUACUACCGCACGUAUGCUGACACUGAACCUGAGAAAAAGGUCUUCAAAGUAUUCAUACUAGGUUGGAUAUUGUAGUAAGUGCAAAUUUGACAUAGGAGUAUCUCUAAAACGGGACACAUUUGGACCAAACACAAUUAUGACAAAAUGUGUAGUUACUGCACUUUGUCUUUUUAGGGCAGUGCUGUGCUGCCGGGUUAACUUUAACCGCACUGUGCUGCUAUGCACUUUGUAUGGAUUAGAGUAGAGUAGAAUACAUUUAUUAUUUUGAAUUUGCGAAUUGGUAAAGCAUGAUUUUUGCUUUUUUUGGGAUUUUUUUCCCCCGAGAUGGGAGGGAGAGACAGGGAAGGACCGGGAAAUGACCUGGGCCGGGAAUGGAACCCAGGUCUGCCGCACAACAGUCCAGUGCCCAGCCGCUAGAGCCAGGGCUGGGCCAUGAUUUUCUCCUUUUGUGUGUUAAGUUAUGAAACCUCUGUCUUGUUACAUUGCUGAAUGUCAUUCUGCAUGGGAAGUGCUUCGCUUGAACGAGCUUACCGUAACCGCCACUUCAAUCGCUCACACACAGCCUCAUGUGAGGAGGCAUGUCGAAACCAUGUGAAGAGGCAUGUCUGAUGAAAGGAAUGCUGGCCGAAAUGUCACAUUAAAGAAGAGAAAUGGGAGCUUGGUGUUGCAGACUUUAUUUUUUUGCCUCUAUUUGACUUUGCUAGUCUAGCACCCAUUUUUGAGAUGGAUGUGUGUGUUUUUUCUUUGUUAAGCAUGUCAAAACCAACCAUUGCCAUCUGACACAGCCUUAUGUGAAGAAGCAUGUCAAAGCCAACUCAUUGCCAUCCUACACCAACCAGGUCUCUUCUGCAAGUCUUGUUUUGCUUUUGCCUGUAGUUCAUACUGAGGCUAUUGUACAACGUGUUAAUAAAUAUAUUACUAUCUGCUGGA